GCAACGGAUAUCACCUCAUCAGCCAAAAUUUUUGAGCAAUUGAAGCAGACACUACGUAGAAUACUAAGAACCGUCUUCAUGAAUCCUAUGCUUCGCAAGCUCCAGGUGGCCAAAGUGACCCGGGCACUCGGCCAUGUUAGCCAUACACGUCUCACACUUCAUCUUCCGAUCAAUUGUCCCCAGACGUGGGUCGCUCAAGCCCCCAAUUUUUGGCUUGCCCCUUUCCGUGUAACAAGGAAUUACGAUCUCAUCGGGACUGAGUAUGCCAAAUUGGACAACGCGGACUUUGGCGACCUCCGCCGGAGAAAAUGGGAACCGCAGAUCCAUGGAGUGGAAAUUGAUGAUAUUGGUGCUAGCGCUUUAGUAUCUCAACAAUUAGGGUUCAGUAAA
Molecule: messenger RNA, 390 nt
Organism: Striga asiatica
Lineage: Eukaryota; Viridiplantae; Streptophyta; Magnoliopsida; Lamiales; Orobanchaceae
Source: the annotation of a GenBank genome assembly